This is a messenger RNA of Paraphaeosphaeria sporulosa, 2183 nucleotides long. RefSeq lists its product as uncharacterized. Gene Ontology annotation, molecular function: tRNA adenosine(64)-2'-O-ribosylphosphate transferase activity. The transcript has a single exon. Gene Ontology annotation, cellular component: cytoplasm. NCBI's taxonomy places the organism in Eukaryota, Fungi, Ascomycota, Dothideomycetes, Pleosporales, Didymosphaeriaceae. The coding region runs from base 46 to 2028 and encodes 660 amino acids. The record is from RefSeq and is a predicted model, not a curated record. Gene Ontology annotation, biological process: charged-tRNA amino acid modification.
CACAAGUGCCGCCCGUCGUGAGCCACAGCUGUGAGUAUAGAGAAUAUGUCUCGUCCACUUAACGAAUCAGACUUGAUAUUCCCCACGCAGUCUCUUUCUAUCUCCGGGACACUGAAUUCUCUGAAGCGAUCGGCGCUGUCCACUCAUAACCGUCUCUCAUCCAUACAAUUUGAUGCGAACUUUGUCGCAUCAGUAUCCGAAUCCUAUGGUCUCCCGCUUGUGGCAAAUGAGCGGUGCGGAAGCUGGUACAUACCUCCUGCGAGAAAAGCUGAGAGCGUGUAUUUUAAGAGCACGGAUGGGCACACGAACGAGUGGAAGUUCAGUGUCAGGAGACUGAACUUGCAGCUGCUUGAUUUGGUCGGCAGAGAGGGCGGGUGCGUCAUCGUAGACUCCACACGCCGUGGAAAGAGCAUGCCGGAUGCGCUCUCGAAAACGGUUCCUGUCUGGUGCUGCGUGAUGAACCGCGUGCUCUUCUCAGAAGAGGGAGUCCAUGAGCUACACACAGCACCUCAAGCAGUGUCCCAGUCAGAGCAUGCACAGAUUGAGAGGCGGAUAGAUGGGUUUGUCCGCGAGUUCCUGGAUAUAUGUAAACCAGAUGUCGAACUCUUGCGGAGCACGAUCGGGAAAGCAAUGCGGCCAAUUUGGGUGACGCAGACUUCGAGUAUACCGGAGACACCGCCUAUUUUCCCGGAUUUUCAUCCGAUAGUGCUAUGCACUGCAUCACGACGUGUGAACGGCGCUGAGGGGUCCGAAGGCGGGUACAUCCAGGGCGCUGCCGAUGAUCACGAAGCCUGGUCUCAGGGCCUCACGCCGACACUCUUCUGGAGCCACGGAGAGCAAUUGCUCAACACAAACGAAGAAGACCUUCCAGACCUUAUUAAGAGACUUGUCGAAGGUGAAGCGACUUCCGACGCGGCACCUAUUCUCAUUAAGCCAACGUCCAACUUGUACAUCUCCACUACCCAGAACCUAAAUACCACGCCGUUCGACGUGGUCGUUAGCUGCGGCCCCGAACCACUUCCAGGACUGACAUCAGGAUCGAAAACAAGGUAUCUCCACCUCAAAUGUCAAACCGGCAAGCUCGGCUCGCGUGACCUCCGCACACAGCUCAAGCGCCUGCCCAUCCUAGAAACCUGGCUCCCGCCUGAGCCAACCACCAUCGACAAGAAAAUCCUCAUCUGCGAUCCCACAGGCAAAGACCUCGCCGUCGGUACCGCCCUCGCCAUCCUUUGCACGUACGCCGACGCCUCCGGCGCACUCACCUUCGUCCCAAACACGCACGCCAGAAUCGACAAGAAGACCAUCAAGCAGCGGCUCGCAUGGCUCGCGACCACGCAUCCGACGCUUAACCCCCCGCGAGCAACACUGCAGUCCGUCAACGCGUGGCUCAUGCCGAAUCCCUCCGAGGCCGCAGCAUACGCCUCGCCCUCUCCGCCAAACACAUCAGCACCACCAAGCAAACUAACUGCUGCCUCUCUCUUCACAGCCCUCCACGCCUCCUCCCCCUGGACUUUCACCCGAACCCUCACCUCCGCUCUGCCCACCCACCCCUCCGGUACCGUCACCGGCACAGCAACGUUCACGCCCCUACCGUCUUCCCGGCCUGCACUGCUCUACGCCGAGGAGGGAGAGUUCACGACCACGACGGGCAUGACGUUUACCACCCGCAUGAAGUACGUUUACGUGCUGCGCGGGGAGUUGGACGAGAGGCUGGAGCGGGUGCCAGAGGCGGAGUGGAUUGCGGUGCAUUUUUGGGCGGAGAAGGCGGGGGAUGAGGAGGCGGAUGCUGAUGGGGUAGGGGGACUGUUUGUGGAAAUGGCUUUGCAGGAGGGUGCUGAGGUAGCUGGUGAGGUGGCGAGGAUAAGGAAUAGGGAGCAGCAUCUUUGUGGAAGGGAUUUGUAUGCUGCGAUUUGGGAGGUGCCCGUGGGCGGGGAUGGGGUGGGUUGGUGGAAGGUCAGGUAUGAUGUCAAGGGGCCGAAGAAGGAGUAUGUGAGUGAGACGAGGUACAGUGCCGGGACGGGGGUUUGAGUACAGUUUGCCUGCCUGUGUCUGGCUUAGCAUGGAGUGACACAAUGUACUCCAAGUUCUGUCUGGCUAAGGGGUUUUGAGAAAAGUUUCUGUAUCAAUAGUUGGGUUGGUGAUGCCCAAAUUUCGAUGGCAGCGCAAGAUAGCUAAAGAACAUC